AUGGCCGGUCGCGCUCUUCCUUCGCACCUGAAGCCCUCAGCCGCUGAGGGCGGUGAGGGUGGCUUCGCGCCUCGUCACCACGGCAAGACGCAGUCCCACGUUGCUUUCGAGAACACCUCCACCAAUGUUGCCGCUUCGCAGAUGCGCAACGCUCUCAACAAGCUUGCCGAUGGCGUCACCGACCCCGCGGAGAAGAAGUACUUCGAGACUGAGAUGGACAACUUCUUCGCUCUGUUCCGACGAUACCUGAACGAUAAGGCCAAGGGCAACGCCAUCGACUGGAACCGUAUUGCUCCCCCGAAGAAGGAGCAGGUUGUCGACUACAAUGACCUCGCCAACUCCGAGGCGGUCGAGUACCUCAACAAGCUGGCUGUUGUCAAGCUCAACGGUGGUCUCGGUACCUCCAUGGGUUGCGUUGGCCCCAAGUCGGUUAUUGAGGUCCGCGAUGGCAUGUCUUUCCUCGAUCUGUCUGUCCGUCAGAUCGAGUACCUCAACCGCACGUACGAUGUCAACGUUCCGUUUGUCCUCAUGAACUCGUUCAACACCGACAACGAUACCGCCAGCAUCAUCAAGAAGUACGAGGGCCACAACAUUGACAUCCUUACCUUCAACCAGUCCAAGUACCCCCGUAUCUUGAAGGACUCGCUGCUGCCUGCCCCCAAGACCCGCGACUCUGACAUCGCCAACUGGUACCCCCCGGGCCACGGUGACGUUUUCGAGUCUCUCUACAACACUGGCAUGCUCGACAAGCUCAUUGAGCGUGGCGUCGAGACCAUCUUCCUUUCUAACGCCGAUAACCUGGGUGCUGUCGUCGAUCUCCGCAUUCUCCAGCACAUGGUCGACUCAAAGGCCGAGUACAUCAUGGAGUUGACCGACAAGACCAAGGCCGACGUCAAGGGCGGUACCAUCAUCGACUAUGAGGGCUCUGUCCGUCUUCUUGAAAUCGCCCAGGUGCCCAAGGAGCAUGUCAACGAGUUCAAGUCAAUCAAGAAGUUCAAGUACUUCAACACCAACAACAUCUGGAUGAACGUCAAGGCCUGCAAACGCGUUGUUGAGCAGAACGAACUUGCAAUGGAGAUAAUUCCCAACGGCAAGUCCAUUCCUGCCGACAAGAAGGGCGAGGCCGACAUUUCCGUCCUUCAGUUGGAGACAGCUGUCGGCGCUGCCAUCAAGCACUUCAAGGGCGCCCACGGUGUCAACGUUCCCAGGAAGCGUUUCUUGCCCGUUAAGACCUGCUCCGAUCUCAUGCUGGUCAAGUCCGACCUGUACACCCUCCAGCACGGCCAGCUCGUCAUUGACCCCAACCGCUUCGGCCCCGCUCCCCUCAUCAAGCUCGGUUCCGACUUCAAGAAGGUUUCUAGCUUCCAGAACCGUAUCCCCUCGAUCCCGAAGAUCGUCGAGCUUGACCACCUGACCAUCACUGGACCCGUCAACCUCGGCCGCGGCGUCACACUCAAGGGCACCGUUAUCAUCGUUGCCACAGAAGGCUCGACCAUUGACAUUCCCCCGGGUUCCAUCCUCGAGAACGUUGUCGUCCAGGGUUCCCUGAGACUGCUCGAGCACUAG
Didymella exigua CBS 183.55 is the source of this 1566-nucleotide messenger RNA. RefSeq names its product UDP-glucose pyrophosphorylase. The transcript has 3 exons. Gene Ontology annotation, cellular component: cytoplasm. Lineage: Eukaryota; Fungi; Ascomycota; Dothideomycetes; Pleosporales; Didymellaceae. Gene Ontology annotation, biological process: glycogen metabolic process; UDP-alpha-D-glucose metabolic process. Bases 1 to 1566 code for a protein of 521 amino acids. Gene Ontology annotation, molecular function: UTP:glucose-1-phosphate uridylyltransferase activity. The record is from RefSeq and is a predicted model, not a curated record.